AGCUAGACGGUCUUUUCUACGGUGAUUGUGUAUCCUACAAGUUCCGAGGCUGGAGCUGGAGUCACCAAAGACCGGCAGUCCAUGGAGAAAGACUACAACCCCCAGAAUUCAACAGUCCUCUCCAAGAGGAAGACUGGUCUGAGGAUGCGUAGUAAGGGUGACUGGCCUGGAAGCGCAAAGGCGGCAACGCGCGGAGCUGCGGCGUGCGCGGGCUCCGUUCUCUGUGGGCGGAUUUGCGUGGGUUCGGGCGUGUGCUGCCAUCUCUCGCGUCCGGAGGCGCGUCCCCAGAGGGGGACAACAUGCCAACUGCCAAGCAGCUAGCUGACAUUGGCUACAAGACCUUCUCUGCCUCCAUGAUGCUCCUCACUGUGUACGGGGGCUACCUCUGCAGUGCCCGAGCCUACCGCUAUUUCCAGCUGCGCAGCGCCAGGCGCCAGGCUGCGGAAGAACAGAAGACCUCAGGAGCCCUGUAGAACCGGGGGUUUUCCUCCUUGAGCAGAGAGGCCUAAGGCAUGCUGUGGAAUGAUCUCAUCUGCAAUCCUUUCCAAGUCAAGAGAACUAGGGCCUUAAUGGUUUUCAAAUCCUGCUGAGAAAAAGUGCCCCUGUUUUCUCUGGUACUGCUGGUUCGGGGAGGCGGUGGAAUCAUGACAGGAAUGGGAGGAUCAAGCACACCUACAGACAUUAAAUAUCUUGUUAUGUC
Messenger RNA from Neogale vison (American mink), 700 nucleotides. RefSeq names its product cytochrome c oxidase assembly protein COX14. The transcript is spliced from 2 exons. The record is from RefSeq and is a predicted model, not a curated record. Lineage: Eukaryota; Metazoa; Chordata; Mammalia; Carnivora; Mustelidae. Gene Ontology annotation, biological process: mitochondrial respiratory chain complex IV assembly. Gene Ontology annotation, cellular component: mitochondrion. The coding region runs from base 300 to 473 and encodes 57 amino acids.